Messenger RNA from Paramuricea clavata, 744 nucleotides. The record is from the annotation of a GenBank genome assembly. NCBI's taxonomy places the organism in Eukaryota, Metazoa, Cnidaria, Anthozoa, Malacalcyonacea, Plexauridae.
AUGCUGGAUGAUUCUGCGCAAAUCCAUUGUGCUUUUGUCAUGGGAAAAUGUUGUAAUGCACCUAUACGAGAAUGGUCAAUCCCUCGUUUGGAACUACAAGCCGCAGUUCUGUCUUCACGAUUACACAAGUUAAUCUACAACGAGCUGGAGUUAACAAUUUCGAGGACAUUCUUUUGGUCUGAUUCUAUGACGACGUUACAAUACAUCAAGAAUGAAAGACGUCGAUUCCGUCCGUUCGUGGCUAAUCGCCUUAGUGAAAUUCACGACGUAUCAUCACCAAGUGAUUGGAGACACGUUCCAGGUGAUCUUAAUUCUGCUGACGAUGGUUCAAGAGGAAUGAAAAUCAAAGCCUUUCAACCGACGUGUCGUUGGUGGACUGGUCCAUCUUUCCUCUGGCAAGCUGACGAAUGUUGGCCAACUCAGCGUGUAGGUGACGUUCCAGACAACGAUACGGAACUCCAGACAGAGAAGCACGUGAUGAUCAUUUCUCCUAGCGCUUCCUUAAACCAAUUCCUACACCAAUGUUCUUCAUGGCCGCGUCUUCAAAGGCAAAUGGCGUGGUUGUUGCGUUUUAUCCAACAUCUCAAGAAUCCAGUUAUUCCUUCGACAAUGUCACCGAUGAUCACCUUUGCAGAGAUGCGAGUUUCAUCUUUGAAGAUAGUCCGCAUUAUACAACGUCAGUACUUCCCAAACGAACUUGAGUCACUUCGAGAUGGCAAACAAUUUCUACCAACAGCAAGUUAG